AUGAAGGGUUUCUUUCCAUCUGAGUCGUGUAAAGAGUCUCAACUCAGUUCAUUCAAUCCACAGUCAUGGCUUCAAGUUGAAAGAGGGAAGCUUUCCAAGUUCGGUUCACAUCCUUUUGAUUCAUCCAUAGAAUCACUUAUCAAGAUCCCUGAACCGCCCGUGCUCCCAUUCUUCAAACCUGUUGAUUAUGUGCAAGUUUUAGCUGAGAUUCAUGAAGAACUUGAAUCAUGCCCCAAAAAUGAUAGGUCGAAUCUGUAUUUAUUACAAUAUGAGGUCUUUAGAGGCCUUGGGGAAGUCAAGUUAAUGCGAAGAAGCCUCCGUUCUGCUUGGCAGAAGGCUAAUUCUGUUCACGAGAAGAUUGUAUUUGGGGCAUGGCUGAAGUACGAAAAGCAAGGGGAGGAAGUUAUUGCUGAUUCCCUUGCAACUUGUGGGAAGUGUGCUGAAGAGUUCGGACCAGUAGACAUUCCUGUGCAGCUUGAUCUUGAUGCUAGUUUGUUGGGGUCUCAGGAGACUUUGCUGUUGGUGACAAGUGAUCACGUCCUGAAAAACGUCACUUUCCGAAUUGGAGAUAACAGAAUUGUUUGUGACAGGCAGAGAAUUGCUCGCCUUUCUGCUCCAUUUAAUGCUAUGCUGAAUGGGUGUUUCUCAGAAUCACUUCGGGACGAUAUAGAUUUAUCUGAGAACAAUAUAUCUGCUUCGGGCUUCAUAGCAGUAAGCCGGUUCAGCACAACUGGGAAUCUGAAUGAAGUUUCUUCGAAUAUUUUGUUGGAAAUCUUGGUUUUUGCAAACAAGUUCUGUUGUGAAAAGCUCAAAGAUGCAUGUGACAGGAAACUGGCAUUGUUAAUAACAUCAAGAGAUGAUGCUGUGGAACUCAUGGAAUAUGCUCUUGAAGAGAACGCCCCUGUUCUUGCUGCCUCAUGUCUACAGCAGUUUUUAAGAGAGCUACCCAAUUGUUUGGAUGACGAUCGCGUGGUUGAAAUAUUCGUUAGUGCCAACAAGCAAGAGAGACAAAUCAUGGUAGGAUCAGCUGCAUUUCCACUGUAUUGUCUAUUAAGUGAAGUUGCUAUGAGUGUUGAUUCUCACUCUGAUAAAACAGCUUAUUUCCUGGAACAAUUGGUUAACUCAGCCGAAUGUGACAGGCAGAAAAUGUUGGCUUUUCAUCAGUUAGGAUGUGUGAGGCUCUUGAGGAAAGAGUACGAUGAAGCCGAAUGUCUUUUUGAAACUGCUUUGAAUCUAGGCCACACAUACUCUGUGUCAGGUCUUGCUAGACUUGUUUACAUCAGGGGUCAUCAAGAUUUGGCAUAUGACAAGCUUAGCUUGGUUAUUUCUUCCUCUCUUCAUCCGCUAGGGUGGAUGUACCAAGAAAGAUCAUUGUACUGCGAAGGUAGUCAGAAGGUAGAAGACCUUGAGAAAGCAACCGAGUUGGAUCCAACUCUUACUUACCCCUACAUGUUCCGUGCUGCUUCAUUGAUGAGAAACCAGAAUGUUCAAGCUGCACUAGCAGAGAUCAAUAGGGUCCUUGGGUUCAAACUUGCAUUGGAAUGCUUAGAACUUCGCUUUUGCUUUUAUCUCGCUCUCGAGGAUUACCGGGCAGCACUUUGUGAUAUUCAGGCUAUUCUUACACUCUCACCUGAUUAUAGAAUGUUUGAAGGACGGGUUGCAGCGUCCCAACUUCGCAUCCUUGUCCGUGAACAUGUUGAGAAUUGGACAGCAGCAGAUUGUUGGCUGCAAUUGUAUGAUAGGUGGUCUUCUGUUGAUGACAUAGGAUCCCUUUCUGUUAUAUACCAGAUGCUUGAAUCAGAUGCACUGAAAGGCGUUCUGUAUUUCAGACAGUCUUUGCUUCUUCUCAGGUUGAACUGUCCUAAAGCAGCAAUGCGAAGUCUACAAUUAGCUCGUCAACAUGCAUCGACAGUGCAUGAGCGUUUGGUGUAUGAAGGAUGGAUACUGUAUGAUACUGGUCACUGUGAGGAAGGGCUUCAAAAAGCAGAAGAAUCUAUUAGAAUCAAGAGAUCUUUUGAAGCUUUUUUCCUUAAAGCUUAUGCACUGGCUGACUCUAGCCUUGAUGUGUCAUGUUCUUCAACUGUUAUUUCACUCCUCGAAGAUGCUUUGAAAUGUCCCUCGGACAGACUGCGUAAAGGCCAGGCACUUAACAAUCUAGGCAGUGUCUAUGUUGAUUGUGGGAAGCUAGACUCUGCAGCUGAUUGCUAUAUCAAUGCAUUGAAAAUCAGGCACACCAGGGCACAUCAGGGCCUUGCCCGUGUCCAUUAUCUAAGAAACGACAAGGCAGCUGCAUAUGAGGAAAUGACCAAACUGAUAGAGAAAGCUCGGAACAAUGCUUCUGCAUAUGAGAAGAGGUCUGAGUACUGUGAUCGUGACCUGACCAAGAUUGAUCUGGAGAUGGUAACAAAACUAGACCCACUUCGUGUAUACCCCUACAGAUACAGAGCUGCAGUGUUAAUGGACAGCCAAAAGGAGAAAGAGGCUAUUGAAGAGCUGUCAAGGGCAAUUGCUUUCAAAGCCGACCUCCAUCUCCUACACUUGAGGGCAGCGUUCCAUGAGCACAUUGGGGACGUCACAGGUGCCCUACGAGACUGUCGAGCAGCUCUCUCUGUGGACCCGAACCAUCAAGAAAUGCUCGAGCUUCAUAGCCGCGUAAACAGCCACGAGCCUUGA
Molecule: messenger RNA, 2673 nt
Organism: Linum trigynum
Lineage: Eukaryota; Viridiplantae; Streptophyta; Magnoliopsida; Malpighiales; Linaceae
Source: the annotation of a GenBank genome assembly